UUGUGAAUUGUUUUAUUGCUGUAGGCGAAGCGAAACAGGUCACCUGAGAAAUCUCUGGGUUCUUCUCCUUUGAAUCGUUCUUUUUAUAAUGCUGUUUCCUCCGUCGGUAACACCGUACCGUUCACCUUCGCUUCCGCCAUUGUUCUUCGUCUCCUCGCGUUUGGUCUCGUCUCUCUAAUUCUCCGACCACCCUUCGCCAAUUCGUUGGAUGCGGGAAGGGAGGUAACAGGUGAAGAUGGGUAUAGGAGAAGAUCAAAUGCAAGGACCGAGUGGUAGGGAAGAGAAGAUUUUUGUUUCUGUUCGUCUGAGGCCAUUAAAUGUGAAAGAAACGGCAAGGAAUGAUGUGGCAGACUGGGAAUGUAUCAAUGAUGAAACAGUUAUAUACAGGAGCCAUCUUUCUGUAUCCGAGAGGUCUAUGUACCCCACUGCGUAUACAUUUGACAGAGUGUUUGGCCCUGAGUGUUGUACCAGGGAGGUGUAUGAUCAAGGGGCGAAGGAAGUGGCUCUCUCUGUUGUUAAUGGAGUUCAUGCUAGUGUCUUUGCAUAUGGGCAAACAAGCAGUGGAAAGACAUACACUAUGAGUGGAAUUACGGAUUACGCCUUGGCCGAUAUAUAUGAUCACAUUGAGAAGCACAAGGAAAGAGCAUUUAUUCUGAAGUUCUCAGCCAUGGAAAUCUAUAAUGAGUCUGUAAGAGACCUCUUGAGUACAGAUAUUAGUCCACUCAGACUUCUAGAUGAUCCUGAGAAAGGGACAGUUGUUGAGAAACUCACGGAGGAAACUCUGCGGGACUGGAAUCAUUUUAAAGAGCUUUUAUCAGUCUGUAUUGCUCAACGACAAAUUGGAGAGACAGCUUUAAAUGAAGUUAGUUCCCGCUCUCAUCAGAUUUUGAGAUUGACAGUUGAAAGUACAGCACGUGAAUAUUUAGCGAAUGAUAAAUUUAGUACACUCACAGCAACAGUGAAUUUCAUUGAUCUUGCUGGAAGUGAACGUGCAUCGCAAUCAUUAUCAGCUGGCACAAGGUUGAAAGAAGGUGGUCAUAUAAACCGAAGUUUACUAACACUAGGAACUGUCAUUCGAAAACUAAGUAAAGGAAAAAAUGGGCACAUACCAUUCCGAGAUUCAAAACUGACACGCAUACUUCAGACUUCCUUGGGAGGAAACGCCAGAACUUCCAUAAUCUGCACACUGAGUCCUGCAAGAAUACACGUUGAGCAAUCAAGAAACACGUUGUUAUUCGCAAGCUGUGCGAAGGAGGUGACAACAAAUGCACAAGUAAACGUCGUCAUGUCUGAUAAAGCUCUGGUUAAACAUUUACAGAGAGAGUUGGCUAAAUUGGAGAAUGAGUUGAGCAGCCCUCGUCAAGCUCUUGUUGUGUCUGACACAACAGCAUUACUGAAAGAGAAAGACCUCCAAAUCGAAAAGCUAAAUAAAGAGCUAUUUCAACUAACACGAGAAUUAGAGCGGGCUUAUUCUCGGAUUGAGGAUCUUCAACAUAUUAUUGGAGAAGCACCACAUAAAGAGAUAUUAUCAACAGACUUAGAACAGACUAAUGUGGUUCUGGGAUGUCAGUACCCCAAGCUGCGGGUGCGUAGUUCAUGGGAGUCUCUAAAUAUAACACCAGAAAGCCCUCUAUCAGUGCAGGCGUCCAUUAUGAUUUCCCCACAAUCAACCGAGCAUGGUUCCGACGAGAAUGUUUUCCAGCUUUCAGAAUUUAGGUUGAAUUCGGGUGCAAGUAGUCCAGCCCACCACCUUCCAUUUGUAACUCCUGGGAACUUCACUAAAGUUCAACUUAAUAUUCGUGGGGCAGAAAGUAAAAACCAAUUGCACAUUCACAAGGGGGAAUCUGUAGAUCAGUCUCGUGUUCAAGAAGAACGAUUUAAUGAAAUGGACGAACCAAGUGAGGUAGAUUCUGAAGAUACGUGCACGGAACUGCGAUGCAUAGAAACAGAGAGUCCCAGUAUCGUCAUGUAUCCAGAGCCAAACAUGCUUCCAGACCGGUGUAAGGCUGUGCGUGCACUACCAAUAUGUGUACCAGAGUCAAAGAAGUUAGGACUAGCAACGGAAACUGAAGAAGAAGAAGAAGAUGAAAGAGUAAAGGAAAUCAGUAGUGCUUCUAUCCAACUAAAGGAAAUCAGUAGUGCUUCUAUCCAACUAAAGGAAAAAAGUGAACCCAUCAAAGUCUCUCCACGCUGUGUUUUGUCACGUACUGACGAAUCAUUUCCUCACCAGUCUUCUAACCUCAAAAGAGACCCUACACAUCAAGAAUUUGUCACUCCGUCUCCUGAAAAGCCUCAUGCAUGGCACCUUGAGAGAGAUUCACAAACGGCAGGAGGCUUGGGGCUUACUAGAAGCCGAAGCUGUGGAGCAAGCUUUGUAACAAGCUCUUCCUUUUCUUUGUACGAGAAAGAUGCUUACACACCACCAGGAUGGUAUCAGAAUGAAAGAGCUGAAAGAAACCUGAAACCGAAUAACAGCAAGAGGCCGCCAUUGCCAAAGCAUAGUAGCCGGAUGAGCAUGCCAGCAACUUGGUUUGAGAAAGAGUUCAACUGCACCCAAAGAAUGUCAGCUACAUUAGAUGGUGUUAAUAACAGAAAUUCAUCACCGAAUGGAUCACAGGUUUCUCCCUCAAAAUCUCAUAUGUAUGCACGCCAGACAAGUGGUAGCCAAGACGAAGGUGAAGAGGCUGUUCCUCAGAGGGACAAGCGAAUAAUUCAUCUUUCGAUGGAGGAGAUAGAGCAAAAAUUCUUGGCUUUAAGAUCAACAAAGAGUUUCAAGGACGCUGCGGUUGACCCCAUACAAGACUAUUUAACCAUGCCAUUGAACUGGCCGUUGGAGUUCAAGAGACUCGAGAUGGAGAUAAUAGAGCUAUGGCAUGCUUGCAACGUUUCCUUGUCACACAGAAGUUACUUCUUCCUUCUCUUCAGAGGAGAUCAGAAAGAUUGCUUGUACAUGGAGGUCGAACUCCGCAGGCUCAAGUACAUCAGAGAAACCUUUACCAACAAUAGCAAAGCUAUUGAAAAUGGACGCACUCUUACAUCAAUGUCCAGCCUGAGGGCGUUGAACAGGGAGAGGUACAAGCUGAGUCAGCUGAUGCAGAAGAAACUGACGAAAGAAGAGAGAGAGAACUUGUUCUUGAGAUGGGGCAUUGGGCUGAACACAAAGCACAGGCGGCUCCAACUGGCACAUCGUCUCUGGUCAGAGAGCAAUGAUAUGGAACAUGUCCGAGAGAGCGCCUCUGUUGUGGGAAAGCUCAUGGGGUUCGUGGACAUGGAUUUGGCGUCCAAGGAAAUGUUUGGCCUCAACUUCUCACUUAAACCCCGUCCUAAGAAAUCUAGCCUUUGGAAACGCAGUGUUUUGUCGCUCUCUAUUAUGUAAUUAAAGAUAAAAGAAACCCAAGUGAUUCAUUCCUGAGCACUAAAUUGAAAGUGGUGUGGCUUCUGUGAGACGUACAUUCACAAACACAAAUGUAAAUUUGAUUUGGGUCUUAGACUGAGGUUGAGCAAUAUCGAAUGUAAAAUCGCAAAAAUCAUAUUAAAAAGUUUGUUUGUGCGCUAACUUUUU
This is a messenger RNA of Capsella rubella, 3562 nucleotides long. Its product is annotated as kinesin-like protein KIN-7G. The record is from RefSeq and is a predicted model, not a curated record. Gene Ontology annotation, molecular function: microtubule binding; ATP binding; microtubule motor activity. The coding region runs from base 236 to 3376 and encodes 1046 amino acids. The transcript is spliced from 14 exons. Gene Ontology annotation, biological process: microtubule-based movement. NCBI's taxonomy places the organism in Eukaryota, Viridiplantae, Streptophyta, Magnoliopsida, Brassicales, Brassicaceae.